AUUUUGAUUACAGCCAUAUCUUGGCAGUGGAUCGGCGCUCUUUGUUAUAGACGAUCCCUAGAUCCUGGUCUACAGCGUGGAGGGCUUGUGAUAAUCAAGAAGGCUGAUCAACGAAGAAGACGAAGACGAAGUGGUAGAGUGGCUGCUUGUUGCCGUGCGGUUACCAAAAAGUACUCAAAAUUGAUAGAAAGAACAAAAAGGCUGCUGCAACUGGUGCCUCAGCCGGGGACCAGCCGCCGCGCAAAAAGGGACGUCGUUCCGGAGGAUCAAUAUCCGUUUCCGUUUCCACUUCCGCUUCAAUCGUAGAUUCGAACGCAGCAUCGACGUCCAGAGCGGCUCUACAGCUCAGUUCGAGUUCAAGCACGAGGAAGUCAUUCAAUUCGGACACACAUCCAGCAAGACUGCACCAAAACUCGUCCACACAGACAAGGAACAGCAAUAGUAGCCAGACCAGCAACGAUAAUAGCGCCAUCACUUAUAACGAUUCGGGUAUGAAUAUGCAGAACAAUACAGCGUUGUCGUCCUCCGCGGCUGGCGGUGCAGGGCCUGGCUCCUCAGAUGGCUCUGGGUCCGCUGUCGAGCUGCCACCAGGUGCCGAUCAUGUCACCAAUGAGAGUGGCGGGGCUGGAGCUGAUGGAGCAACCGAUGAUGGGGCUCCAGCAUCCAGCGGACAUAGCAAUAAUACCACAAACGGACAUGAUGUGAAGCACAAUGGAUUCGCGGCCAAUAAUAAUGGCAGCAACAAUAGCUGUGCCGUUGAUGGCGACAAUCGUGAAAACAGUAGUGGCUACAGUGGGGUGCACUUGGACAAAUCAAAUCAGGAGAUCAUACGAUUGAUUGGUCAAUAUUUGCACGACGUGGGUCUGGAGAAGUCGGUGAAGACUCUAAUGGUUGAAUCGAAUUGCUACUUGGAGCACCCAUCGGCUACCAAGUUCAGAGAGCAUGUUUUGGUUGGCGACUGGAUCAAAGCGGAUGCUGAUCUCAAGGAUCUGGAGCCAUUGAUCGAUAAUGGCAAGUCGUCAACAAUUACUGAAAUGAAAUUCAUAUUGCUGGAACAGAAAUAUUUGGAGCAUUUGGAUGAUGGCAAUCCUUUGGAUGCCCUUCAUGUGCUGCGUAGCGAACUGACGCCUCUGCAGCAUAAUAUAUUGCGUGUUCAUCAAUUAUCCUCGUACAUGAUGUGUUCGACCAAUCACGACCUCUAUCAACGCGCCAAGUGGGAGGGAAAGGGCAUUGCAUCGCGUGCCCUUGUCAUGGAACGCCUACAGACAUUUAUGCCGCCAUCGGUUAUGAUGUCCCCACGUCGCCUACGCACGCUGCUCCAACAGGCGGUUGAGCUGCAAAGUCAGAACUGCCCUUGUCACGAUAUGGCCUGGGAGACCAAUUUACAGACGGUCUCGUUGCUAACCGAUCACUGCUGCACCACAGAUGGGUUUCCCAUGCAGACAAUACAAGUGCUCACCGAUCACUGUGAUGAGGUGUGGUUCUGUAAGUUCUCACCCGAUGGCCUGAAGCUGGCCACGGGCAGCAAAGACUCCACUGUGAUCAUCUGGGAUGUAGAUCCAUAUAAGCUGACGCUUAAACAUCGCCGUGUGCUCGAUGGCCAAGCGCAACUGAAUGUUAGCUUUGUUAGCUGGAGCCCAGACUCGAAACUGAUUCUAGUUGGUGGCACUGAGGACUCGCAUGAGCUAUUCAUCUGGAAUGUGGACGAUGGAAAGUUGGUCGUCAAGUUUUCACAAUCCCUGGAGGAUAGUUUGGCGUGCGGCACUUUUAGUCGCGAUGGCAAUCACUUUGUUUGCGGAGGACAAAAGGGUCAGCUCUAUCUAUGUGAUCUAAACGGCACCCUUCUCGAUUCCUGGGAAGGAGUGCGCGUAAACAGCGUCGCCUUUCGGGCGGACAACAAAACCAUAUUAGCAGCCGAUAAUCACUAUCGCAUAAGAGGCUACAACUUUGAUUCCCCGCGCUCGGACUUUGAUAUAUUGCGCGAAUCACAUCCAAUUAUGACGUUCAGCAUCAAUUCAGCCGAUCGUUUGGCCCUGCUGAAUGUCUCCAAUCAAGGCCUGCAUCUCUGGGACAUUGAGGACAAGUGUCUGUUGCGACGUUUUCAGGGAAUUAGGCAGAGCAACUUUGCCAUUCAUUCGUGCUUUGGUGGCGUUAACGAGAGCUUCGUGGCGAGCGGCAGCGAAGACAAGGUUGUGUACAUUUGGCAUCUUAAGCGUGAGGAGCCGCUGGCCAAGUUGGCCGGUCACACCAAGACGGUUAACUGCGUAUCAUGGAAUCCAGUUUAUCCGUCCCUACUAGCCAGCGCUAGCGAUGACGCCACAGUGCGUAUUUGGGGUCCGAAGCCCACAGGCAGCAGUGCAACGACCGAAAGCGAUGACUGCUCAUCCAGCUCAUCGUCGUCCUCGUGA
Messenger RNA from Drosophila albomicans, 2408 nucleotides. RefSeq names its product WD repeat-containing protein 26 homolog. Lineage: Eukaryota; Metazoa; Arthropoda; Insecta; Diptera; Drosophilidae. Gene Ontology annotation, molecular function: protein binding. The record is from RefSeq and is a predicted model, not a curated record. Gene Ontology annotation, cellular component: GID complex. Gene Ontology annotation, biological process: proteasome-mediated ubiquitin-dependent protein catabolic process.